Molecule: messenger RNA, 624 nt
Organism: Arabidopsis lyrata subsp. lyrata
Lineage: Eukaryota; Viridiplantae; Streptophyta; Magnoliopsida; Brassicales; Brassicaceae
Product: putative defensin-like protein 152
Exons: 2
Coding region: 152-460 (102 amino acids)
Source: RefSeq, a predicted model, not a curated record
ACCAAAAUUUCAGGAGGUGUAAGAUCUAAUUAAGAUGUAUCAAAGAUAAGACACAUCUAACUUUUCUUAUAUAUACUUUAAAAUCUUGUUCACGUUUUCGAAAACAAAUAUUAACCAAAUAAACAUCAUCAAUUCGUUCAUAGCAUAUGAGAUGAAGAAACCCAGUCAACUAUCGGCCACCAUUCUAACUAUCUUCACCAUCCUUGCUAUAGGGGUGAUGGUGGAAGAAACACUGGGAAAACAACGUUUAUGUCUUAAAGUUCUAACAAAUGCUUCACAUGUAUCUAAGGAUACAUCAACAUGUGACUCGAAAUUGUGUACUUCUCUAUGUGAAAAGAAAUCUCCCCAAGGGGUUGGUUUUUGCAAGCCUAUUGCAACUACGGAACAAUCCAAAAAAGGAAAACCUGAAUGUAACUGCAGAUACUGGUGUCGAUCGGAUGGAACCCCGUCCACCAAAUAGAUUUAUCAGAUCACCAAGUUAAAUUCAUAGAAUGCAAAUCAUCGACAUUUUUUUUUAUCGUAAAAAUUCAUAAUAGUUGUAUUUAUAAUCUAAAUAAGUAAUUAUCAAAGUAAAAAAAAAAAAAUUAGUAGACCAAGACAUAAUCAUGUUUGUACUACUUUUGU